CCUGCUACUGUCAAUCCCUCUUCUAUUCGAGUUUGUCGAAUAUUAUUGAAAUAAGUGAAGACUGUGAAUUUGGUAAUUAAUUAAUUUUUUGAAUUAAAUAAUUUUUAGUAAAAGAGUCCUCGAUUCAUAAUUAUAAUUUCAUACGAAGUAUAGUACGACAAUUAAAGCUUUGGAUUUCAUCAUUCAAUAACAAAUUUAAAAGUAUGUCACUAAUCGAUAAAUUACAAGAGCCUGGUGACAACAUACCAUUGGCCGACGAGGACACACAAGUAAUUAUUAAUGAUGAUGAUCCACAUCAACAUAUACCAAAUGGACAUUCGAUGGAUUCGCUGCGCUCGUCUUUUACUAAUCGCAGCUCCACACCUGACUCAUCACAUAAUUCAUUGGAAGUAGACGUAAGUCCCGAUGAGAAGGAAGAAAAAGCUCGCCUUAUUACACAAGUAUUGGAAUUGCAAAAUACUCUCGAUGAUCUCUCACAGCGCGUUGAUUCUGUAAAGGAAGAAAACUUAAAAUUACGUUCUGAGAAUCAAGUGCUUGGACAAUACAUAGAAAAUUUAAUGUCAGCUUCCUCUGUAUUCCAGUCUACAAGCCCAAAUGCAAAGAAGAAGUAAAGCACAAAUAGAGUAGAGUAAUC
Zeugodacus cucurbitae (melon fly) is the source of this 634-nucleotide messenger RNA. RefSeq names its product short coiled-coil protein A. Gene Ontology annotation, cellular component: trans-Golgi network. The record is from RefSeq and is a predicted model, not a curated record. NCBI's taxonomy places the organism in Eukaryota, Metazoa, Arthropoda, Insecta, Diptera, Tephritidae. The coding region runs from base 204 to 611 and encodes 135 amino acids. The transcript has 2 exons.